Messenger RNA from Gopherus evgoodei (Goodes thornscrub tortoise), 7013 nucleotides. RefSeq names its product ribosomal modification protein rimK like family member B (gene RIMKLB). Gene Ontology annotation, cellular component: cytoplasm. The coding region runs from base 1336 to 2496 and encodes 386 amino acids. NCBI's taxonomy places the organism in Eukaryota, Metazoa, Chordata, Testudines, Testudinidae. The transcript is spliced from 7 exons. Gene Ontology annotation, molecular function: ATP binding; ligase activity, forming carbon-nitrogen bonds; metal ion binding. Gene Ontology annotation, biological process: protein modification process. The record is from RefSeq and is a predicted model, not a curated record.
UUGUGCCCAGUGCGCGUGCUCGCCCGGCGGCCACCCCUUUCGUAUGUCAGCGUUCGGGGGCUCGCGCACUCCCCCGGGCCGGCUCAGUCGGGCGGCAGCAGGCGCAGGAGGCGGCGGCGGCGGCUCUGCGAGUGGAGCAUCCGCAGCAAGGGGAGGGGGGGCGCAGCAGGGAACAGCCGAGUCCGGGCUGCCUCCUCUCCCCGUCAGAGGGGGCGGGGGUCGGGGCAGAGGCCGAGGGCUGGGGCGACCGUCGCCCCCCUCAUCCAGCGUCGCCGAGCGAAUCCUGCUCGCGGGGGGAGUCUCCAGUGGGCCCCCUCCAGCAGCCCGGCCCCCGCGCCGCCCCCCAGCCCGGAUUGCGGGCUGGGCCGGGGGGGUUCCUGGGGGGCGGUUAUUGUUUUCAGCCCGAUUUCAGCGAAUGUGAAGACCAGGAGCGUGUGUGGCGGGGAGCUCAACUGCUUACCAGAUGGGGGAUGUGUGAGGGGGUUAAUUAGCUGCCCUAAUUAGCAUGAAUAAUUGUGGGGGCUGCCGUGGAUAGCUAUUGCUGGGGGCAUGGUCGGGAGCCUCCUUUCCUGUGGGUGGGUUAAUUAGUGGCCAGUUUUCUCGGGAUUAUCCCUCUUGUCUCUCCACCCCCACCCCCCCCGUAUCCACUGAUUUAGUUGGGUCCCAUAUGUAUAUUUUACACUGUCCCUGGCGGAGAAAGGGAGAAUUUUAAAUCCUCCAUCCCCAACUUUCUAACCAUCACACACAAGCCUGCCCGGGAGGACUAAAACAGCAGCCAGGUGUUGGUGAUUCCAGACUCAGACGGUUAGGGGUUCAGUUCUGAGGAAGCAGAGACCCGAGGGGCUUAUUGGAUUGAAUCUAUUUUGCGCAGGCUGCCACAGCUCUACAUUAGUAUCCUCACUUCUCUUCCCCACCCUCCUCUCCCCCGAGGGGGGGGAGGAGCUGGGAAUCACUUCUAAUAUCCCCCGCUCCCUUCCCCAACACACCUUGGUCCCUGGGGGCACAAGCCAGGCAUCACCCAUUGUAGUACCAGGAGAACAUAAUCCUCAUCGCUCCUUUCCUGGCCUUGGGGGCUCCAGCAGGACUCUGUUCCCUCCCUUGGAGUGCAGAUCAGAGAGGCCCUGAAAGGACUUCAUUAGCACCCUCUUCUCAGGGGGCACCAAGGGUACAGGAAGCCUUCGCCUCACUGAGAGAGCCAGGACUGAAGCACCAGUUACUGGGGGCACUGAAAGAAGCACCCGUCCUUGACAUCCCUUCUUCUCUUACCCCUUGCUCCCCAAACCUCUGAGUUCCAUUAAAAGGAGAUCCCAGAGGUUGCAAGACUAGUCAAACAAGAUGUGCAGCUCAGUUGCUCCCAGGCUGUGGUUCUUAACAGAUCGUCGUAUCAGGGAAGACUACCCUCAACAGGAGAUCCUGAGGGCGCUCAAGGCCAAGUGCUGUGAAGAGGAACUAGACUUUCGGGCCUUGGUGAUGGAUGAAGUGGUACUGACCAUUGAGCAUGGAAACCUGGGUCUCCGGGUGAAUGGGGAGCUCAUUACUGCCUAUCCACAGGUGGUGGUUGUACGUGUGCCAACACCCUGGGUCCAGAGCGACAGUGACAUCACGGUCCUUCGCCACUUGGAGAAGAUGGGCUGCCGGUUGAUGAAUCGGCCCCAAGCCAUCCUCAACUGCGUCAACAAGUUCUGGACCUUCCAGGAGCUGGCUGGUCAUGGUGUGCCUCUCCCAGACACCUUCUCCUAUGGUGGUCAUGAGAACUUUGCCAAAAUGAUUGAUGAGGCGGAGGUGCUGGAGUUUCCCAUGGUGGUGAAGAACACACGAGGUCACCGAGGCAAAGCUGUAUUCCUGGCACGAGAUAAGCACCAUUUGGCAGACCUGAGCCAUUUAAUUCGUCAUGAGGCCCCUUACCUGUUCCAGAAAUAUGUCAAGGAGUCCCAUGGCAAAGAUGUGCGUGUCAUCGUGGUAGGCGGCCGCGUGGUGGGGACCAUGCUGCGCUGCUCAACAGAUGGAAGGAUGCAGAGCAACUGCUCACUUGGCGGUGUAGGGAUGAUGUGCUCACUGAGUGAACAAGGCAAGCAGCUGGCAGUCCAGGUGUCAAACAUCCUGGGGAUGGACGUGUGUGGCAUCGACCUACUGAUGAAAGAUGAUGGCUCGUUCUACGUCUGCGAGGCCAAUGCAAAUGUAGGUUUCAUUGCCUUUGACAAGGCUUGUAAUCUAGAUGUAGCUGGUAUCAUAGCGGACUAUGCCGCUUCUCUCCUUCCCCCCGGUCGCUUGACGCGGCGUAUGUCCUUGCUCUCUGUGGUGUCCACGGCCAGCGAGACUAGCGAGCCAGAGCUGGGCCCUCCAGCUAGUGCCGCUGUCGACAAUAUGAGCGCUAGCUCCAGCUCUGUCGACAGCGACCCUGAGACCACGGAGAGAGAGUUGCUCACCAAGCUCCCGGGGGCUUUAUUCAACAUGAACCAGCUACUAGCCAAUGAGAUCAAACUCCUUGUGGAAUGAUGCCACGUGUAAAUACAUGACCAACAAAACUCCUGUAAAUUUUUUUUAAACCAACUUGCAAUGCUGUUUAUCAGAGAAGCUCAGGGAGAUGAAUGGAGUCGGGAGAGAAUUAGUCAAAAGAGUGAGAUUAAAAAGUGCAUAUUCUCUGAUUGCUGCCCUUACUUUUUAAUCCUGCAGAACAUAUGAUUGGUUUCAUUUUUUGGCAGCCAAUCUCUAGUCAGUGAUACCCAGUUCAAACCCACAUGGGGAUUUGAUUUUAUGUGCAGCUGUGGUCCCAAGCUUAUCGCAGAACACGUGUAUUGAUGGGGAGAUAUUACAGCACAAUUCACACUUCUGGUUUUGGAAUGCUAUCUUGCAAUUCUCCAAAAGCAUCUGUGAACUAAUGCAGCUGUGAACUCUCUCCUACCUCUUUAAGAGCUUGAUCUUGUGAAUUGCUUGAGUGCCUUUAGUUUCCAAGAGAGCUGAGGGUGCUUGAGAUCUGAUAUUUCAAAGGUGCUGAGCAUCUGCAGUUCCUAUUCACGUAAGUGGGAGCUGUGAAAGUUCAGCAUCUCUUAAAAUCAGCCCAUUGUGACCUUGCAGGAUCUGGCUUAAGAGAUGGGGCAGGGACAGGAAACUUGAGCUUUCAGUACAAACCUGCGACUUCUGCCAUCUCAGUAUUAACUGGCAUGUGUCCACAAAAAUGUGUCCAUAUUUGUUUAUAAAGCUUUUGAAGGGGAGUUGUUUUUUAAAUUUGUGUUUUUUAUCAUUUUAAAUCCUGGGGCAGGUAUGUAGAAGAGUCAGUCGUGUUCUCAUUCAUGGCAGAAGUGGCACGUUUUAACGAUUUUUGCACGAUUGGAGGAGAUAAACAGCAUUGUAAUGUUUGGUGUACAAAAUAAUGUUUAAUCCAAUGUGAAAAAGAAUUACACUAGUUUAAAACAAAUGUGCAUUGACUUGUAUUUGUUAGUGUUUUAGUCUUUUUGAGAGAGAGAUGCUAUGUUAAUGUUUCAUUUUUUAAUACAUGCUAGUCCAACAUACCCUUCUCUAUGCCUGCAUCUUUAACAGUGGCCAAAGUGAGAACACCACAAACCAUUUAACAAAACACUGACUUGAAGCCUGUAAAUCAUUCUUUUAUUUUUGUUGUUUUUUUCUGGGAAAUGUGGUAGGGUGUGGAGGAGGGAAAAGGUUGAUUGAAACCUCGAGGACAUUUAGGAUAAAGCUGAAGUUCGUUCAUUACCACUAUCACUAGGCAUGUAUUUUCCACAUUGAAAAUGUCCAAACUCUGAUGUCAGCUGAGCUCCAAAGCAUGGAUCCAGGGGAAAAAUACACAGUUAUUGCCUUUGGGAAACUAUGCAGCAGAUUUGAAAAAAAUAAGGCUCAGCUAGAAUAAAAAUACAAAAGGCCACAAGCAAUGAAUAGAUGGAUCCUGGACCCUGUGUGUGUGUGCGUGCUUUGCUUUAUUUCUUUUUGGUUUUGAGCUGUUCAGUUUCAUUUUUUCAGGCUGAUUGAUUUUCCUUCCUCAGUUCUUCUGGCUGUGCAUUUUUUCAUUCAAGUUGAGCAGUUUUGGGAAACAAAGAACCAAAACAGCAGUGUUGGGUCCAUUUUGAAGUCCCCAUCUUCCUUCUCACCACUGCUUGUUCCUUCCCUCUUCUGGGUUCAUAAAGCACUGGAACUAUAGAUAUAGAUAUAUAUAUAGAUAGUUAUAUAUAGAUAUAUAUAUAUAUGCGCCUCAUUUUAGGGGAAAAAAAGUAAAACGUUUACAACUGAAAGAUGGUUUUGUGAAAAGAGGGUUUGGAGGGGGGUUUGUGUGUGUGCAAUGCUGCUGUUAUCUGGAUACUUUAAAGGAGCAUGUCCCAUGUAUCCGCUGAGGCUCUUCGCUUCCUACCCCUGUGGCCCCUCCUCACCUCUCCGCUGCUCUGCUGCUUUACCGUCACUUACUGGGAUCUUAAACAAACACAGCUCAUGGACACUACGGAGAGAGACUUCAAGAGGCAAUAAACAGAACAGUAUUAACCUGCUUUCAUGGAGGUUUGAUCAUGCUUAUUUGUACAGUUUUUUUAAUUUUAAAAAGGAAUGUAAUAAAAUGAGGGUUUUUUGUAGAAUUAAAUAUUAUUAUUAAAAACAAGUGGAAGGUUGAUUGUUGAUGUUAGCUGAUGGAGUGAUCCAGAUGAUCCAGCAACAAAAGAAGUUUCAGCAGUCAAGGUCAUCUCUGAGGUUUUAUUUCUGAGCCUUCAAGUGCACAGAUUAUAACAAAAGAACACAAAGUUUUCCCUUGUAUAAAAAAUCAAAACACCCCAGCAAAGGUUACAUCCAACCCAACUUUCUAGUUACUGGGUGGGAAAGCACUGCCUCCUCACAGCUCUUCUCCCCUCAUCUGCUUACUAAGGAGCUGUUUUUUAAAUAGUGUUCUGUAUUCCCUUUGAGACCCUGAUUGAGCCUGCAGUUUCCAACCCUACUUUCAUAUACACACUGCGAGCACCUGUGUGGGAUAUAAGUGAGGGAGAGCAGACAAGUCAGCUCCAUGCCAGCUGGAAGUAAUCAGCUAGGGCCUCUGCACUACUGUCACAGUUAGUAAAGAUAACUUGUUGGAAAGAGGCUGGUAAUAGCUAUAGGAGCUGAGCUGUCUUGAGUCCCCACAUUGCUUGAGGGAAUAAGGCUGUGGGAGCAGGGACUUCAUAAUGCAUCUUGCCUUUAGAAUUUCCUACUCACACUUCAGAGUAAUACAAAUUUGUGAAGUGGUACACAUACUCUUAUUCUGAAACACACAAGCAAAUGGACUGAAGGGUAUCCUGUUGUGGCUGGCUCCCUUGUAAUGAGAUCCUCUUGAGCAAUUGGUUCUUCUUUUGCAAAAUUGGAGAAAAGUCUAUGGGUAGUGCUUGUUAUGGGGGAGGAUCAGGAGUUAAAACUUUACACACAUCCAUGUAGACAGUAAUUCUUGAUAUUGCUCACGGAAAGCCUUGCCGAGGAUUCAAAGCUUUAUCAGUUUGAAUCCAUCUUGUAUGUUCCUCUCCCCAACCUACCCAUUGUCCCAUGGUCAGUGAGAUGUAUAGAGUGGGGAAGAAAAAACAGGUUUCACAUGUAAUUCAACUAAAAAAAUCAAGCCUGUGCUAAUCAAGAGAAUCUCCCAUCACAUCUAUACAGCUCAGCACUGUGUGCUAUGUUUUCUUCACUUCCACAUCCUAAAGAACACCUUCCAUACUCCAGCGCUUUAAUAGAGCUAACAUUACCUGUCAUAUUCUGCUUUGGAAGCUUAUAUUGGAAAGGAAACGUAAUCAAGAUACACUGAGGGUUUUUUUUGUUUUUUAAGGACUGAUACAGAUAAUGAUGGUGCAUGAGUUAAUGUGUCUAUAUUUUUUUAAGGGAGGGGAGAGAAACUUGAGUGAGCCAAGCAGAAACUUUUGUUUGCAGAAAUAAGUUCCUUAAUUUAAACCUGAUGGAAUUUGUUAUCCUGUUUGUAAGUGAUUUUUUUUUUGGGGGGGGGGGGGGGGAGGGGAGGGGGGGUUGUGAAUUUUUCUGCUGUGUGAUUUGGUCACAUGUUUACAAUUUCUUGUUUACCAUGCUUAAUUCUGAAUUGUCUGUAUGGCUUUGUAUAUUAAGUAUUUUUUUUUAAUUUUUUGAUGUGUUUUAUAAAAUCGCCCCUUUCUGGAAUGCUACAAUGCCUCAUCUGUAACACAUGAUGGAAGAGUGACACUCUGUAUACACAUGGACUAUUUUUUUGUGUGUGUCUGUGUUCUACCCCCUCCGAGCUAUGUGGUCAUGCUUUGAUGGCUUUUCCACGCCUGCUUCACAUUUGCAAUCUUUCACGUGUGAUAUCUGCCCAGGAAAUGCCUCUGGAACUACUGUGUAUGUUGGCCAAAAAAAGAGGACACUUCUUCAGAUGUUUCACUGGACUUUUAAGUCUGACAUGUGAAAUCAGUAACUCUUUCUAAAUCUCCUCUCUUCUUCCUCAAAUGCAAAAAGCCCUAGUUGGUUAAAUAUGUAAGGGGCAGCACGGGCUUAGAGAGACUUUGUGAAAGCAACCCGUGUGUACAACAUCUUUCUCAUGGCUCACUCUUUUUGAGAAGGUUUAUGGGCUUUAUGGCUGGUGUGAGACACACGACCCACUCCUGUUCUCUCUAUGGAAUUGUAGGUGCUCAGACAGGUAACCUCUGCUGCUACUGUUUUUUUCUUCAUUUUUAAUUUUUCACUGUUCUAGGAAUUCCUUUAAAAUGUUAACAUAUUGCAGGAUUUAUAACCAAGUGUUUGCUGCCUUUUCCUUUUGUUUUGUUUUUCUUUUACGUCUCUCUUGACCUUGGAGAGUGUUCCGAUGGCGGAUCUUAGCCCACUGUUGGUAAUCUCCAAAUCCCUUGUGUUCCAAUUUUCAGUUGAAAUGUUUGGGUUUUUUUCAUUUGUUUAAACCAGUUUCACAAAGUGAAGUGUGGGUUUUGGGUGGGCAUUGUAAUUUUGUUUAAAUGAAAUUGUUCUAUUUUAUAUGUAUUAUUUUUUUCUUUUAAAAAAGAUGUGUUCUAACAGUUCGCACUUUCUUACUGUUCUUUGCAAAA